Messenger RNA from Cercopithifilaria johnstoni, 429 nucleotides. NCBI's taxonomy places the organism in Eukaryota, Metazoa, Nematoda, Chromadorea, Rhabditida, Onchocercidae. The record is from the annotation of a GenBank genome assembly.
AUGCGCGCCUUGUCAAACCAUUUAGUAACUCCUGAGCCACUCCAACCACUAAUGUUGCUGCAAUGUUCGCUUGUUAUGCAGCAUAUGUUACCACCACCGGCACACAUGCCGUUCAACUUUUCUGAAGUCCACAGACUACCACCCACGACGCUUCGGAAAUGCGGGCGUAGUAUUUGGUUGCUACAGCAGAACUCGUUGACUACGGAAAGUUAUGUUGCUGCUAGACCACCCACAGCGCCGCAUCCUAUCACAAAUAGCAUCAGCAAGGUGAGGUAUGUUUUGCAGUGGCUGAAGAUGACACAAAAUAAGCGUUGUGUGCUAGAAAUGUGGCUUUCCAAUUCUAUCUGGGCUAUGCACCCCUCUUCGGUUAUCCUUUCCGAGCAAAUCCCGAGGGUAGCUGUCAAAACUUCUGAAUUAUUUUUACAGUAA